CUACAAGCCUAGAAGCACGAAGGAAAGUCGGAUUCUUAAUUUAUAAGUAAGAAAAACAUAAGAUUUCUAAGAUUACAAAGCCUUCUCCAUAUAUAAAAGGAGAGCCCUCCCUAGACACCUUCUCCCUCCCUGUGCAGAGCCAUGAACACUCUUGUCCGAAGCACCACCUCCACUUUGGGCCGCAGGUUCGACGGGUACCUGCCGUUGGCUCAAAAGGUUGAACAUGGCCGGAGCCGGAGAUCGCUGUCGAAGAGAAGAAAGGAACCUCAUGGCAUGGUGACUUCACUGAGCUAUAGAAGGGAGAGAGCUAAGCAAAGAGGAGUGUUUCUCAAGUCAUACAAGCUGGAAAUGGUUGACAAAUUAGGACCAUCAAGGAGAAGGAAGCUCCAUAAGACUGUUCUGAAAGCAAGGGCAGUGGUGGUCUCUGUAGCGUCAUUCCUGCGAAUCGGCUCCUUAAGAUCCUGCAAUUCAAGAUCAUCCAUUUGUGUAUCUUCUCCAACUGCAAUCAAAAAGUUUAUGUAGUCAGUUCUACUGAUUUUCCUUCAUCUUUUUUUUUUCUUGCAGCAAUCUCACAGAUCCCAGUGUUUUUCGUCCCAACUAUACCAAAUAUUGAGGUAGACGCACACGAUUUCACAUGAAU
Molecule: messenger RNA, 640 nt
Organism: Tripterygium wilfordii
Lineage: Eukaryota; Viridiplantae; Streptophyta; Magnoliopsida; Celastrales; Celastraceae
Exons: 1
Coding region: 142-522 (126 amino acids)
Source: RefSeq, a predicted model, not a curated record